AUGUUUGCGGCAAAAAGGAGGCUCUGGUGUUCUGCUGCGCCGACGAGGCCGCCCUCUGUGACGCCUGCGACCGCCGGGUGCACUGCGCCAACAAGCUUUCCGGCAAGCACCGCCGCUUCUCCCUCGACUACCCUUCCGUCCACUCCAACCCCCUCUGCGACGUCUGUCAGGUACUCUCAGCAAGCACCGGAAGAAGCUAUUCGAGUGGGUUUGAAUCUUUACGGACAAAAGGAUUUGGGUUUUGGGUUGUGUGAUUUGCAGGAGAAGAGAGCGAUUUUGUUUUGCCAAGAGGACCGAGCGAUCCUCUGUACAGAGUGCGACGCCGCCAUACAUAGCACCAACCACCUCACCAUGAAGCACAGCAGGUUCCUUCUCACUGGCGUCCGCUUCUCCUCCGCGCCUCUCUCGGCUCCCGACACAGAGGCGGCCGCGGCAGCCAACAGCAGGGACGGUGCGAUCUGGAAGAGCAAGAAAGGCCAGGCCAUGGUGGCGGACCCCACCGCCGCCGUGGUCCCAGGCAACCCUAUCAAAACUGCUGCUUUUCCCUCAGCUAGCGCGUCUUUUAGCGCCACCAGCAGCGGCAAUGCCAGUAGCAUCUCGGAGUACCUCACCAAGACGUGCCCAGGCUGGCACGUCGAGGACCUUCUGGUUGAAGACACGGCCGCCGCCCCCGCCAUGGAUGGUUUCUUCGAGGUGAAUAUGUCGCUUCCAUGUUUGGACCUGCAUGGCGGAGGGCUGGAAGACAUCUGCGCGGCCCACGCGCCGCAGUUCCUUCCGCACUGUCCUCCGGCCGCUCAUUACCAGCACUGGCUGGUGGACAAGGAGGUAGCAAGCAGCUUCCCACACAGAGAUAAGUCCGGGAAGGAGCGGUGGAGCGACGACGCGUUCAUGGUGCCUCAGAUCUCCUCUGUUCCAACUCCCAACAAGAAACCAAGGAACUCUGUUUGGUACUACUGAUUCCUGUUCAUAGGCACCCUCUCCUUUCUUCCUCUCCUCUUUUGCCUUCAACAUUUGGUUUUAUUCCAAGAGAUUGAUUGGUGUGCUGCUAAUGGUAAUGUUGUACUGUCAAUAUGAUGCUUGUCAUUUUUUGUUGCUUAAUCUCUCUCUGAGCACAAAAAAAGACGAGUUAUUUAGCUUUAA
Messenger RNA from Musa acuminata AAA Group (dessert banana), 1140 nucleotides. Its product is annotated as B-box zinc finger protein 20-like. Gene Ontology annotation, molecular function: zinc ion binding. The coding region runs from base 1 to 957 and encodes 318 amino acids. Lineage: Eukaryota; Viridiplantae; Streptophyta; Magnoliopsida; Zingiberales; Musaceae. The record is from RefSeq and is a predicted model, not a curated record. The transcript is spliced from 2 exons. Gene Ontology annotation, biological process: photomorphogenesis; regulation of DNA-templated transcription. Gene Ontology annotation, cellular component: nucleus.